This is a messenger RNA of Cyprinodon tularosa, 3723 nucleotides long. RefSeq names its product zinc finger protein 36, C3H type-like 2 (gene zfp36l2). Lineage: Eukaryota; Metazoa; Chordata; Actinopteri; Cyprinodontiformes; Cyprinodontidae. Gene Ontology annotation, molecular function: metal ion binding; mRNA binding. The transcript has 2 exons. The coding region runs from base 251 to 1504 and encodes 417 amino acids. The record is from RefSeq and is a predicted model, not a curated record.
UUUAUAGGCUGAGUUCCUCGCGGUGAAGCACUCUGGUUCAGCUCUACAAGAGGGGAGGAGACUGCAGACACAGCUCCUCACACCAACCUCCUCUAUCUCUACACUUUUAUUUCACCUCCCCCCCUCGGACUUAAACUGCAAGAAACUUUUUGGGCAACUUUUAUAACUUUUCCACAACUUUCUUUUAAAUAAAAAGCACCAGUCGUGGCCCAAACACCCGGUUGCAGCGCAGGAUCCCGCUCGGUCCUCCAUGAAAGACGGAGUGCGGCAGCAGAUUUGGGGAAGAGACGAGAUGUCAGCGACGGUGCUGUCUACUUUCUACGACAUGGACAUGCUUUACAAGCAGGAGAAAAGCAUGAACAUGAACGCCCUCCACAUCAACAGCAUGCUGGAUAAGAAGGCGGUGGGCGCUCCGGUGUCCGCGCUGGGCUCCGGAGGCUCCUUCACGUCGGGAUUUUUCCGCAGAAACUCCACCAGCAACCUGGAGGCAAUGAGUAACGGCAACAAGUACUCGCUGGGCUCCUACGGCAGCUGCAUGAAGGACAACUCCCCCAGCGGCGGCGGCGGCGGCACGGCACUCAUGAACAAGGAGAAUAAGUUCCGUGACCGCGCCUACAGCGAGAGCGCGGAGCGGGGCGUGCUGCAACAGAAGCCCGCCUCGCAGAUCAACUCCACCCGCUACAAGACCGAGCUGUGUCGGCCCUUUGAGGAGAACGGCUCGUGCAAAUACGGAGAAAAGUGUCAGUUCGCUCACGGCUACCACGAGCUGCGGAGCCUGACGCGCCACCCGAAGUACAAAACGGAGCCGUGCCGCACCUUCCACACCAUCGGCUUCUGCCCCUACGGUCCCCGGUGCCACUUCAUCCACAACGCAGACGAGCGGCGGCCCGCGCCGCCCGCCAACGCCAACAUGCAGGCGGUGGAGCCCCGCGGCUACAGCCAGAGGGACGGCCUGCAGUCACAGCAGCAGCAGCAGCAGCUCGCCUACAGCCAGAGAGAGAGACCAAAGCUCCACCACAGCCUCAGCUUCUCAGGCUUCUCCACCCAUCACGGACUCGAAUCCCCGCUGCUCGACAGCCCCACGUCCCGGACCCCGCCGCCCCCAACCUCCGCCUCGUCCUGCACCUCCGCCUCCAGCUUUUACGACGACGUCCUGUCGCCCAGCUCCAUGCCCUGCAUCAACAGCGCCUUCUCUUUCCCCGGGCAGGACCUGAAAGCCUUACUGGCCCCGCUGGCCGUGCACACCCCCUACGCGAACAACCACUCCAGCGGUGCCUUCUACGGGAACGCGCCGGGCAGCGUGAGCCUGCAGGCGCUGCGCCGCCUCAGCGAGUCCCCGGUGUUCGAGCCUCCGCCCAGCCCGCCGGACUCGCUCUCAGACCGGGAGAGCUACGCGAGCGGGUCCCUCAGCUCUUCCGGGAGCCUCAGCGGCUCCGAGUCCCCGAUCCUAGACGCUGGAAGGCGUUUGCCAAUCUUCAGCAGGCUGUCGAUUUCUGAUGACUAAAUAAUGUUUGUUUUUUCUGCUUGGAUUAUGCACGGCUUGAUUUGAGUGAGGAGGUGCCCGCACCUCCUGCUUCUCAUUUCAGCAGCAGCCACCCUGCUGAUGUGCCUUUAAGCAAGACUUUUGAUUACCCACCAGCUGCAGGGGUGCAGCCCCUGCUCAGACCUCCCUGGAGGGGGGAACAAGAGACCAGUUUCCACUAAAGAUGCACCGAUUGGGCUUUCACACAGCCGAUCCAGAGCUCUAAGCUACCGAUUAUUUUGUUUUUCCUCACUAUUAAGGACACAGAAAAGGAGAAAAGUGCUGCAGGUUCCUUGAUAAAAAGUAGUUCAAAUCCAGCAGACAACAGGAGUUGUUGACCUUUUUUCUUUUUUUUUCUUUUUUAGUAAUCAGAAUUAGUUUUGAUGCAUUAACUGUAUGGAUCAAAAAUAUCUGGUGUUUUUUUUUUUAUUGUGAUUUUUCAGUAUUUCACCUGCUGAUUACAAGGAAAAUGUUCUGAUUGUGAGCUGUGGCCCCUCUGAUCGGUGCAUCUCUAGUUCCAUGAGGAUCAUCUAAGCUUCACUUUAAGUAUCCUUGACCAGGCAUUAGUGUAAUAGUGUUUGUAUGUAUUAUAGCUGUAAUAAAACUUAGUUAGCAAACAGAAGGCAUUCCAUCAGUGCCUUGCCCAUGGGGCUCCUGGCAGCCUCUUUCUCUCUCCCUUUCUAACUGCUCUAUCAGGCAAGCCACACUUUUCCUGGGAUUAGAUGUGUGUAUCAAGACUUGACAAGAAAAAAAAAAGACUUUAAGCGGUUUCAGAUUUCCUCCCAUCCUGCCAAGAAUAUGCCUUGACUUAAAGUAACACUUUUCUUUUUUUUUUUUUUUUAUUCUUCAACUUCCAUUCCAGAUCUGCCGCCUUCUAGCGCCACCCAGUGGUUGGUUUGGUUAGUCUGCAGUAGUUUGUUGCUUGGUUAAAAAGCACUCUUGAGUUGGGCUUGUUUGGGGAAAUCACUGCUGAUGGUUGAAUAUAUAUAUAUAUCUAUUUUUUUAGCUUUUUUUUUUUUGAGUGAUUUGCAUAGCAGUGCAUAACUUGCUAUGGACUAUUUAACUUAUUUAUUAUCUUGUGAAAAAAGUAUAGGCUACAUUGGUAAUUUGUCCAUACUGUAUUUAUCAAGUAUGAUGAAGCAAUAGAUCUAUAUUCUUUUAUGUUUAAAUUAUGAUCGCCAUUAUUAAUCUGCAUAAAGUGGAGUGUAUGUUCUUUUCACAGUAAUAUAUAUAUUGUUUUCUCCUUUUUUUUUUUUUGUAACUUCACUUGUUUAUUUUUAUUGUGAGUAAAAAAAAAAAAUCUUAAUUUAAGAGAACGUAUGUGAUAUUUAUUUCAUUAAUUUUGUUUCCUUGUUUACGUUUAUUAAAACAGUUUGUGUGAUUGCUGUUUGCUCCUGAGGCUGUGUCAGUGCUGUCGAAGGUCUUUAUUUUUAUUUUUUCCCCUUCCCCCUAGGAGGAUCCAUACUUUAGAUGUUCUGUAGAAUGUAUAAACUGAGGUUGUACAGACCGUCCAGACCUUGUUUCUUUUUGUCGAUCUAGUCUAGACGUCAGUGACAAAGAACCCAAGUCAAUAAAUUAACCAAAAAGUAUUUUUAUUUUUUUUUCCUCCUGUUUUUGCACGAGGUCACACUGUGAUUCCAGCCACGUGCUAAAGAAUGUAGCAAUCCCUUGUGCCCCAGUAUUAGUGUAGUGCCUAUGGGGUUCACCAUCUUUUUACAUGCCUUAAAAUUAACCAAAUAAAGUAUUUUUCCUACAUGGCAUAUUUUUAUAUACACAUUGAGCUGAAUGUAGUGUUGGAUUCUGCAACUUUUCAGGUUGUCACCACUCAGACUCUGACAGAAGCAACCUUAACCUUUCUGCAAGUCCCUAUUCCUCUUCCUUUUUUAUUUUAUUUUUUAUAUAUAUAUAGAUCUAUAUAUAUAUAUAUUAAAAUCUAGUCUUGAGUUUGCUGCAGAGGGAAGUGGACAAACACAUUUUGGUUUGUACAUAGUAGGUACAGGGGGAUGCGCACUAUGUACUUUUGACUACUUUAUCAGAAGUAAAGCUUUUUGAAUGUAACAAAAAAAACGGACAAAAAGACAACGAGAGUUGUGAUGUUUUUCUUUUGGGGAGUCAGUUCACUACAAAUUGAGUGUGAGACUGUUAACUUUGUACUGUACAUUUUUUUGUAGUUCUCCCAAUAAAAAUCAAUUUUGGACAAA